Messenger RNA from Haliotis rubra (blacklip abalone), 2912 nucleotides. RefSeq lists its product as uncharacterized. Lineage: Eukaryota; Metazoa; Mollusca; Gastropoda; Lepetellida; Haliotidae. The transcript has 3 exons. The coding region runs from base 147 to 2912 and encodes 921 amino acids. The record is from RefSeq and is a predicted model, not a curated record.
CCAUAUACCGAGGGACGGGCCUCAGAGCUAAUUAGGAAGUGAUCACUGCCGCGCGAGACAAAGCGAUCAUUACCGCGAGGCUUUGCGAGAUCUGCGAGAUUCGAAGGCUCACAUCGGUGUUUUUACCUUCAUCUGUAUCAUCCACGAUGCCACGAUACAAAAAAGGAUGCAUUGGAAGGCGAUCUAAGCGUUCUGGCACUAAGUCUAAAAGUGUGGAUCAGCAAUCAACUAUAAGGGAUGCAGCUUCACCGACCACACUUCAUGACAACACAACAUGUCUACCAGGAAUAUUGGAUGACAAUAUUGUUAGACAACUACAGUGGGCUGAAGCUUGGGCAGCUUUUCACAUCGGUGCUGCUGAACACCACCAAGAAGCAGUUGCAAGUGAAUCUCACAGUCAUGGUGCAUCAACAGAUUCUGACAACUGCUCUGCAGAUGCGUUUUAUGUCCUUGUCGGCAAGAUGCACCAGUACAACCCUGAUGACAAUCUGGACGACGUUGUCACUGGCAUACUUCAUCACAGAAGAUACCAACAAUACUCAUGUUUGAAAAAUACUUUAUUUGAAGAGUAUGACCAACUUGGAGACUUCACAAUUAUCCGGACAAAAGAGGAUGUGAUAAAAUUAGCUCAGUUUUAUGAGGGUUCUGACUUAGCUGUAAAACUGGCAGUGACAAUCACACCAUCACUGAUGGCAUCUAUCUCUGUUCACAGACAGAAAAUUGGACAUGAUCAUGAUUUUUGGAUUGGUUUGCCCAAGUUCUUUUCAACUCUCAAAGAUGUCAAGAAACUGCUGUCAAAGUUGUCCUCUUACCAUGUCUGCCUCGGAAAUUAUGAAGACAAAUACAGCCAUCUUGUUCCGAUAGGUGUUGGGUUGAGUCAGACUGCUGGUCCAGGCAUAUCAGCAUAUAGAGAAUGUGACUUUGGUGUAAACAUCAACGGCAUUGAAUUUAGCUCAACCAUCCGGUCAGCACGUUGUGCCCUGCUAGCUUUUGGGAAAACGAGAUGCGAACAUUGUUGUAGGUACCGUUCUACUCUCAGGAAAGUACUGUCACGCAAUAGCCUAUCUCCUAAACCAUGUCAGCCACACCCUCACAAACUGUCUCAUAAGACACAUAAGCACAUGACAAAAAUGGAACUUGUGAACAAAUUUCAAGCUGUUAAAACUCACAAUCAGGCACUUAAGAGUGAAUUAGGUCAACUGAAAAGAAAAGUGUUUCAUACAUUUGGGAAUAAAGGACUAAAACUAAAUACUACAAGCGAUGAGGACUUGAGACACAUGCUAAAAGAAUACAGCUCUGAGGUACAAAGAAGUUAUCCGGAUGAAAACUCUCUGCAAAGAUUAUUUUGGGAACAACAAGUGAAGUAUUCAAACCUAACUGACAAACGUUCCAUGAGAUGGCACCCUAUGGUGAUCAAAUGGUGUCUUUACUUGCGGAGCAAGAGCAGAAAAGCUUAUGACGCUGCACGGAAUACAGGUUUUAUAAAACUGCCAAGCAAGAGAACCCUAUUUGAUUAUUCCCAUUCUUUGCCCAGCAUUCUUGGAUUCCAUCCUGAAUAUGGUAAACAUCUGAUGCAGGAAGCAAAGGCCUUUGGCAUGCUGGAGAGUGAUGUUAAAUCCUAUGUUGGCAUUUUGCAGGACGAAGUGAAAGUAUCAGAAGGACUCGUAUAUGACAGAUCAUCUGGGGAAUUAGUUGGAUAUAUGGACCUUGAUAAAACUGGUAAUGAACUGCUACAAUUGGAAGAUUCAUUGAAGGACACACAACCCCAGUUAGCCCGUACUAUGCUAGUGAUAAUGAUCCGCGGUAUUGUAGCAGAUUUCCGGUAUCCGUAUGCAGCUUUUGCUACAAGAAGCAUUGAAUCGUCAUAUUUAUACUCUAUAUUGUGGGAAACAGUUCUAACGCUAGAGAACAUUGGAUUGAUGCCUAUCUUCAUCACGUGUGAUGGUGCUACCCCAAAUAGGAAUUUUUUUGAAUUGCAUCAUGUGCCACAAUUGGGUAAUACCUACUGGACAUGGAAUCCUUAUUCAUAUCCAAAACGGAAAUUAUAUUUCAUAUCAGAUGUGCCUCAUCUGCUCAAAACCACAAGGAAUUGUUUUGCCAAUUCAGGCUCCCACAAGAUGUCCAGACAGCUGUGGAAAGAUGGUUACGAUAUAAGCUGGCUGCAGAUUGUGAGACUGUAUGAACAAUUUGUGGAGAACUCACUUUAUUGUAAAACGUACAAACUUACAAGGGACCAUAUUGAUUUGACAUCAUUUUCAACAAUGAAAGUCAAUCUAGCCGCAGAGGUGUUCAGUACAACUGUAAGUAAUGCUCUGGAGGAACACUAUGGAGACGAAGUGAAAGAAACUGUUAACUUCAUAAGACACAUGGACAAGUUCUUUGACUGUUUAAAUACAAGAAGUUUAAGAGAAGGAGUUAUGUCCAGAAAUUCAAACAAGAAGGAAUACAGGGAUGUUAAUGAUCCUCGGUUGGAUUAUUUAGUAAACAAUUUUUUGGACUUUUUCAAGUCAUGGGAGGAGAGUGUCAUGAGGCGUCCAGGUGACAUGACAUUAGCGGAAAGAAGACGCAUGAUGCUCAGUCAUCAGACAUUGAAAGGACUCCAUAUAUCUGUUAAGUCAAUUGUAGAAUGUGUUAGAUACCUAUUAACUAAUGGUGCUGAAUAUGUCUUGACCCAUAGAUUCAAUCAGGACCCACUUGAGGAGCAGUUUGGCCAGUAUAGACAAAAAGGAGGGGCAAAUGACAAUCCAUCAGUGUACAAUGUUAAGCACAUGAUUUCUGAGAUGAAAGUUAUAGGUUCAUCAGCUCUGCAACCUAUCAGAGGCAAUAUUUCACAGAAGAGGGGUGCAGCCGUAGCCAGGGUAACUGUUGAUGACACCCCUAUGCCAAGAAAGAAACAAAAGCGUUUGAAUUAA